Molecule: messenger RNA, 1220 nt
Organism: Rhopalosiphum padi (bird cherry-oat aphid)
Lineage: Eukaryota; Metazoa; Arthropoda; Insecta; Hemiptera; Aphididae
Exons: 5
Coding region: 273-743 (156 amino acids)
Source: RefSeq, a predicted model, not a curated record
AGUAAUUAUUAUAUUGAAUUACCUAUAUGUUUUACACACACACAGACACACACACACAGUUAGGUAUAUUGUAUAAAUAAUGAUUUAUAUUAAAAAAAAUAUAUUUUUUUCUGACGUACAUCAUUAUACGACCCAUGACUAUACCAGUUAAUUGUGUCUCGGGACUUGUACAAAACAAUAAUGCGACCUUCAUCACAUUUUCGUUCGUUGCAUAGUACAUAUACAGCUUUACAAAUUUUAUAUAAUAGACGUGAAGAAUCUAACAAAGAUCAAUGCCCGUCAUCGUGUCAAGAAGAUAUAGAAGACAUAGAUAUCAUAAAACAAAGCUGCGAAAUCCUAGAAAAACUUCAAAAACUGAUAAAGAACUUGACAGAGAAAUGAUGCAAUUGCUCGGAAAUAUCGGAUCUUUCAGAAAUUUCGGAAAUGGAAACCCAAAUGCCAUAGGUCGAGCUCUCGAUUGGAUAUCCGAAUAUGUUGAUUGUCUAAUGUGUGGAUCAUUUCUGGUUGAGAUGUCAAAUCAGGCUUGCUGUAAACGUUGUUUUGAAAUGUGGAUGUUUAUGGAUGAUGGUAGAAGAUGUCCUUUUUGUGGACUACAGCUUAAAGACAUGCUGAACAGGGGACAAGUGGAUAUACUUUGCGCUCUUGUGGAGUUGGAAAAGAAAAAAUUGACUGUUAACGGGCACUAUACUGAAGAUCUCGUUAAAUAUCGGAUUGAGAGCUGUAAUAUGAACAUUCCAAAUUAAUACAUAUUCUCUAAAACUUACAAAUUUCAUAUUUCAUAAAUGCAGAAUCACAAAUAGUUAAAUCAUUAUAAUUAACUUAAAGCUUAAAUUUUUUUAAAUAAAGGAAUAUUUACCUACUAAAAUGCUAAUGAGAUAAAUAUAUUGAAGAAAAGAAGUUUUUGUGCACAAUAAUUGUAGAUGUUAAAAUGUGACUGCCUGAAUAUGAAUACAUUUCCUACAUCUUUAGACUGUAGUUACUUUUUAAUAAUAUUUUUAAACACUUUUUAUUAAGCAACUUAUAAAGUUUUUAAUUUAUAUUGACAGUUUAUUGUAAUUUUUAAUACAAAAUAAUUUAGUUUAUAGUACAAAUUAUUCUAUUAUUUCUUAUUAAUAAGGAAAAUUAAGGUAAAUAAGACUUAGUAGUUUACAUAGAAUGCCAAGAUUUCUUUUUUUUAUGAUACUCAUAUAUACACAAAUAUCAGCUUUUAAAUACUAACU